AUGGAAAAAGCUUUAGAACAAGCUUUAGAUCAUGCGGAAUAUGUCAUUGAAAGUGCGUGGCAGAGACCCCCUAAACGUAAACAGUCAUCUAGUGGGGGGGAAUCUCUCCAUGAAAAACUGUAUGACCUAUAUGUUGAAGAAUGUGGAAAAGAGCCCGAGAUUACGGAGGAAUUAAUAAGCAAUGUGAACUUGUUAGAAAAGCUUGUUCAGAGGGAGCCCCUGCCCUGUUUGGUGGUCAACCUGUACCCAGGAAAGCAGGGCUAUUCGCUGGUGCUCAAGGGGCCAAGUGAACCAUAUUCAGAGAGCAUUCGACUGCCUUAUGAAGAAAGGGCAUUUCUAGAAUACCUGGAUGCAGAGGAAUUGCCUCCUGUAUUAAUGGAUCUCCUGGAAAAGUCUGAACUGAACAUGUUUCACAGUGGGUGUGUCAUAGCAGAAGUACGGGACUAUAGGCAGGGCGGUAAUGCAGAGCCCCCUGGCUACCAAAGCAGGCACAUCCUCCUACGCCCAACGAUGCAGACAUUAGCCUGCGAUGUAGAGUCCAUAGCCAGUGAUAACCAGGAAUGGACCCAGGAAGACAAACUGUUACUUGAGAGCCAGCUGAUCUUAGCUACAGCUGAGCCCCUGUGCCUUGACCCUUCUGUAUCAGUAGCCUGCACUGCAAACAGGCUGCUCUAUAACAGGCAAAAGAUGAACACUCCCGCCAUGAACAGGAACUUCAAGAGGAACUUCAGAGCCUCCCUGAAUGAGCCGCAGGAGCCGUCUUGUAGUCCGGACCCUCAUAAAAAAAGCAAGGCAAGUCCAGCUGCUGAGCAAAAUGUCCUCAAAGUUUCCAAAGCAGGAAAAUGUGUGGAUAUGUGGAAACAGAGACCCUGUGACUUGGCAGUCCCUUCUGAGGUGGAUGUAGAGAAAUAUGCUAGAGAGGUGAGGUCUGUCAAAUACGAUGACUCACCACGAAUAGACUGGCCAGCCUAUGGGGUAAAUGAUGAUAUUGCUCUAUUUGGAUGUGAAGCUGGUGAUCAGUCCCAGACAACAGAGCUGACCUUCAUGCAGUCCCUGGGUGAUCCACUUAUCUCUGGACAAACUUUGCCUAAAAAAGCCAGGUGUGAGAGACCGAUGUCUCCCUGCCAUUUCUUUGAAGACAACCAUUGCUAUAGUUUGAUGCAUGAGUCUGUCAUUGACACUGGGGAAGAAGUACAGAAUCUGUUUGAGGAACUGGAGCCGCUAAGUGUCGAAUGUGCCUUCAAGGUGUCCGCAGGCUCCAGUGGCUCAGGCUCUCUCAGUCAGCUUUCUCCGGAGAAAGAAGCAGCACAGCCUUUAGACAUCUCAGUUCAGUCUUCAGUACCUGGGGAGGGAGUCCAGCACACCCCUCCACCCAUCAGUCUUCUCUCCAGCUCAGGAAAGAGUUCUUCAGGUAGUGACAGUUUGAGUCCCCAGCAGGAAAGCAAUGUUCAUAAAUCAAUAUCUCCUGCCCCUGCUCCAAAGCCACCAAGUCUUCCCCAGAAAUCCUCUGUGGAAGUGAACCGUGUUAGCAUAUUUCCUACAGCCACCCUGUUCACUGCCAGCCCAGCACAAAUAACCCCAGCCAGCCAGGUCAAGGCCACCUAUGCUGGCCCCAGUUUUAUCAAGGUGGUAGUCCCUGUUCAUGUGGCCCAGACUGUGGUGAGAGGUUCCAGUUCCACAAAGGGCUCUACUGCUAGGGUCAGGACUCCUGUGCCAAUCAAGCCCAAAAUCCCAUCCUCAGAAGACCAGCAGCUACCAAAUGUACAGCCUGCUGUACCACAGGCUCCUUCACAAGGUAUUCAACUUGUUUUUAAAAAUGUUUCAGAAGCCAGGCCCAUAACACUACUCCAGCUUCCACCAGGUACACUCAUUUUGAACAGCCAGCAGCAGUCUCAGCAACAGCCACAGCAGAAGACACAACAGCAGCAGUCUUGGCAGCAGCCAUGGCAGCAGGUACAGCAGCAGCCUCAGCAGUGGCCUCAGCAGCAGCCUCAGCAGGUGCCACGGCAGCAGCCUCGCCUGCAGCCACGGCAGCCUCAGCAGCAGCCUCAACAGCCUCAACAGCCUCAGCAGCCUCAGCAGCAGCCUCAACAGCCUCAGCAGCCUCAGCAGCUUCAGCAGCAGCCUCAGCAGCAGCCAUGGCAGCAGCCGCAGCAGUUCUAUCAGUUGAUUCCACAACUUCAACAACCUAUAUAUCAUAUUCAACAGUCAGUGUCACAGCGUUCAAGUGUGCAACGUCCAACCCAUCGAAGAAUGAUCUUACCUGCUCAGAAAACUGCCAUCGCUAACCCCAAAAGACUUAGAAGUAAUCUGCAGCCCCAGGAAGUGAUGGGGUCUCAGCCAAGCUCUACCCAGACAGGACCUGGGCAAAGCCAUUCCCAACAAAGUGUCCAGCUCCCCUCUGCCUUCCAGCAGCAGCCACAGCCCCAGCAGGCACAGUUGAGAAUCUUACAGCUCCCUGUGCCUGUGCCAACUGUAGCAACCCAAAGAGCUCAGCCACAUCAUGGCCAGAAGGCAGCAAGCCAGUCAAAAGGUAAAAUGAAUUGA
Molecule: messenger RNA, 2547 nt
Organism: Phyllostomus hastatus (greater spear-nosed bat)
Lineage: Eukaryota; Metazoa; Chordata; Mammalia; Chiroptera; Phyllostomidae
Product: transcription factor SPT20 homolog
Exons: 2
Coding region: 1-2547 (848 amino acids)
Biological process (GO): regulation of transcription by RNA polymerase II
Cellular component (GO): SAGA complex
Molecular function (GO): transcription coregulator activity
Source: RefSeq, a predicted model, not a curated record